GCGUUGGCAGUGAAGCUGGGAACACAGAGCGGAGUGUUUCUAUCGUUUGACGGUGGCUGCUGUUGGCGAUUUUGCUUCGCUCAGAUGCGCAGUGCACGCAGCAGCAGCGGGGAACGCACGUAGGCGGUGAAAUACAUAUGUGACCGUUGCGUAUCCCGUCACACUCGACAGUCUCGUUACCGCUGGGUCGUCAUCGAGAAGAACAAGCCGCGGAUAAAGUCGAUCCUCGUCUCGCCAACGAAGAAGAACGCGAUCGACGAGCUUCUCAACGGGGGGGAUCUCUCGUUUCGUUUCUCGAUGAUCCUCGGUGGUCCCGUGACUCACUCGUCGUGCGCGCGACCCAAUAUACGAUUCGUGCGAAAUACAUUAGCGCUGCUUUGAAACUCGCAAACGACACGCAAAUCGCGAAUCCCAAUUGUCACCGACGUGAACGCAGCGACGUGUGCGUGCUUUAUACGUGAUUUUGUGUGUGUGCGUGUGUGUGUGUGUGUGUGGUACACGCGUGUUUGAGUGUGUAUACGCGCCGUACAUGUGUGUUCGUACGUAAGAUCGCGAAUUCUGAUGUGACACGUAUCCAGCGCGCGAUCCUCUUGUUCGCCAUACGUUUCGCAACCGCGUCCGGGGGAGAUCUCGAGCGCGUUCGCGCACGUUCGAGGCGCGUUCCUCCACAUCGCUUGGAUCUCCUUUGCAUGGUGCAUACAUUGUAAGAAAACAUGCCUCUGUUUGGAAAGUCCCAGAAAAGUCCAGCGGAGGUGGUAAAGGCUCUGAAGGAGGCGGUAAACGCGUUGGAACGCGGCGACAAGAAGGUAGAGAAGGCCCAGGAAGAUGUGAGCAAGAAUCUUGUCCAUAUCAAAAACAUGCUUUACGGCACGGCCGAGACGGAGCCCCAGGCGGACAUCGUGGUGGCCCAGCUUGCACAGGAAUUGUACAACAGCAACCUACUGCUACUGCUCGUGCAGAAUCUGAGCCGCAUCGACUUCGAAGAAUUACUUACAAGGCAUAAAAUACUCAGCGCCGAAUUUUUAGAGAUAAAUUACGAUAAAGUUUUCUCGCACUAUCAGAGGUUACUCAAUUCGGAAAAUUAUGUAACACGACGACAAAGUUUGAAGUUACUCGGCGAGCUGCUGCUCGAUAGACACAAUUUUACCGUCAUGACACGAUAUAUAUCGAAUCCGGAUAAUUUGAAGUUGAUGAUGAACAUGCUAAAGGAAAAAUCUCGAAACAUACAGUUCGAGGCUUUCCACGUCUUUAAGGUAUUCGUCGCGAAUCCGAACAAACCGAAACCCAUCCUGGAUAUAUUGCUCCGCAAUCAGGAGAAGCUGAUUGAAUUCCUCACGCGCUUCCAUACGGACCGUUCCGAGGACGAGCAGUUCAACGACGAGAAGGCGUAUCUGAUUAAACAGAUCAAAGAACUUAAAUCUGUACAUGAUAAUUAAGUCAAAGUAAAAUACACUUAUUGCUACCGCUACGAACUAACUACCACUACAUUAUUAUUACUAUCGAGUCUACAGCUGCUGUUGCUAAUUACGGUUUUUGAUCACUAUUAUAUAGUUAUAAUUUAUCAUCUCCGCAUCGUUAUCACACUCAUUAUUAUUAUCAUCAUUCAUUAUCGUCAUCAUGAUCAUCUCAUCACCAUCGUCAUUUGUCACGUUGUCACACAUGGUCAUUUCACGGCAUUAUUAUAAUAUAUAUAAAUAUAUUAUUAUUAAUAUUAUUAAUUUUAUUUGUGAGUAACACACUGUAAAUAAAGAUUACAUUUAUCUCUUAUUGUAUUA
Molecule: messenger RNA, 1775 nt
Organism: Pseudomyrmex gracilis
Lineage: Eukaryota; Metazoa; Arthropoda; Insecta; Hymenoptera; Formicidae
Gene: Mo25
Product: protein Mo25
Exons: 6
Coding region: 714-1436 (240 amino acids)
Biological process (GO): intracellular signal transduction
Molecular function (GO): protein serine/threonine kinase activator activity
Source: RefSeq, a predicted model, not a curated record